Molecule: messenger RNA, 1140 nt
Organism: Equus caballus (horse)
Lineage: Eukaryota; Metazoa; Chordata; Mammalia; Perissodactyla; Equidae
Source: RefSeq, a predicted model, not a curated record
AUGGAGUAUGGGCCAUGUGGCUCUGGAAAUGGAGUGAGUACAUGGUCCUUGCCUGCCCAUCAGGAGCUCUCCUCCACCUUGGAUGGCCUUGCUGUGUUGGGAUUUUCUUGGACUAUGAAGCAGCUCAUAGUAAGUGCUCCCUUAUACAUACUGUCACCAUUAUUAGUAUCCAUAUUUCUCUUCAGUUGCAGUAGAGGUGAUGGAACCAAUGACAACACCCAGGGAAAUUUCAUCCUUUUGUGGUAUUCUGAUCGUCCCCACCUGGAGAGAAUCCACUUUGUGGUCAUCUCGAUUGCAUAUCUCCUGACACUUGUGGGCAAUACUACCAUAAUCCUGGUGUUCCGGCUGGACUUCCACCUCCACACUCCCAUAUACUUCUUUCUCAUGCACCUCUACUUCCUGGACCUCAGUUUUAGCACCAGCUCCAUCCCCCAGCUUCUCUGUAACCUGAGUGGAGGUGACAAGACCAUCAGCUACACUGGCUGUGCUGUCCAGCUCUUCCUAUUCCUGGGUCUGGGUGGUGUGGAGUGUCUGCUCCUGGCAGUCAUGUCAUAAGACUGCUUUGUUGCAGUCUGCAAUCCCCUUCACUCCAUGGUGAUCAUGAAUCCAUGCCUCUGCAUGGCCUUGGUGUUGGUGGCUUGGGGCUGUGGGAUGGCCAACUCCUUGGCCAUGUCCCCAGUUACCUUGCUCUUACCACAUUGUGGGAACCACCAUGUGGACCACUUCCUGUGUGAGAUGCCCGCCCUGAUCAGGAUGGCCUGUGUCAAUACAGCUGCUAUUGAGGGCACUGCCUUUGUCCUGGCAGUGGGCAUUGUGCUGUCACCUCUGGUACUUAUCCUGGUCUCCUAUGGCUACAUUAUGAGGGCAGUGUUACAAAUUCAGUCAGUGUCAGGGAGGCAAAAGGCUUUCAACACCUGUGGCUCCCAUCUCACGGUGACCUCACUUUCCUAUGGAGACAUCAUGUACACGUGCAGGCAACCUGGGAACAGCUCUUCCCAAGACCAGGGCAAGUUCCUCACCCUCUUCUACAACAUUAUCAUGCCUCUCCUGAUCUCCCUGAUCUACACCCUCAGAAACAAAGAGGCGAAUGGGGCACUGAGGAGGCUGAUGCUGGGUGACAGAGAGGUAGGAAAGAAGUAA